AUGGAGCAAUGCUCUUUGUUUGGAAUUUUUGGAGGACUUGUGCAGCUCACACUUGCUUCUAUUUGCUUUUUCUCACUUUUUGGUAAUUUUAACCCUUAAACUAAAACUUUAUUAAACGCCUUGAAUGCUUGCCUAUUGGUAGCACUGUCACCAAGAAUUUCCUGGGGUAUUCGCCCUCUUUGCAAUGUCGACAGGAAGAAAUUUUUUUGAGUCGGGAUAAUUAAUCUGCUGAUAAUAGCUCAUGCUCAACUUUUCUUCUUUUUGACCACCUGACGCCAUGCCACUUAUUAAGUAGGGUUCUGUGCCUCCGUCUUCUCCUUGCCUUGCCAGCUUCAGUGUUGAGUGCGAAGUAUAUGGGCUUCUCCAGACAAAAAGUCAAACAAAUGCAAUAACUCUCGGCUUCAUGUUAGGGAGUUGCCCGAAUGGUCUAGUCAUUGCCUGUAGACGAUACUGAGUUUCCCCUUUCCAAUUCUGUGCCUACCUUAUUCCCCGAGGUAAAAUCUAAUCUUUAAAGCGGACAAGGGCUAGGUUCUAUACAUAACCAGAAUUACUUAAUAUCAUAACUGUCCAUUUCUGGGUUUGCAAAAUCUCGCAGGAUACAAAUAAAAAGUGCUCGAGACUGCGUUGUCCGGGCAAAGCCAGGCCGAGCCGCCAUUUAUUUAUAUUAGUAAUUUUAACUCAGUAAAGAGAUAUUAUGAACAUCCGCCUCGUCCCUUAAUUAUUUUCAUCCUAGUAUUUUUUACUUACUUCCCCUUCCAUGAAUAAACAAAAUAUGGAAAAAUCAUAUUCUCAAACAAAAGCCCAAUUAAAUAAAAAAAUUUUUCAUAAACGCAAAGUUUUUUGCUCAUAACAGAUUGGGAAUUCAGGACACAUCUAAACAAAUAGUUUCUGCUAUCCUUGCCCAUGUCAUGAACUUAAUGGCAGCAGUAAUCCUUACAAAUCGCCAAGGAGAUGAAAACCCUUGCUGCUGAUAUUUCAUCAAUAUUUCAAUAGACUGCACAAUUGGAGUUUUCUCAGCUUACACUUUGCUUAAAUUAGUAGAAAAAAUAAGCUGGCAUAAAGGAUGGCUGAAACUCAUAAGUGGCUAUUACUCAGAGCUUUCUGAAGACGAGGUUGAUUUAGGAAUCUGGGCUUUACAGCUUAUGUGCUGGGGGACAAUUAUUAUUACGGUGAUUUUUAUGCAGACAAAGUGAAUUUUAAUUAUUUUGAUCAUCAUUUAUUCUCAACAGCUCAGUGAAAUAGGAAAUUAUGUAUUAGAGCCUCUGGCUUCUAAUCCCAGGGAAGAGCUGAUAGUUGUUAUGAUAAUUGUACCUCUUUUAUUUAAUAUCAUACAGCUAUGGGUGUGUGAUAGCUUUUUGAAAGCUAAGCCAGGGUCGAAAUCGCCUGCGAUUAUUAUGAGGGAGUCUAUAGAGAAAUUAUAA
Messenger RNA from Blepharisma stoltei, 1421 nucleotides. The record is from the annotation of a GenBank genome assembly. NCBI's taxonomy places the organism in Eukaryota, Ciliophora, Heterotrichea, Heterotrichida, Blepharismidae.